Messenger RNA from Salvia miltiorrhiza (redroot sage), 3873 nucleotides. RefSeq names its product isoleucine--tRNA ligase, cytoplasmic. The record is from RefSeq and is a predicted model, not a curated record. Gene Ontology annotation, biological process: isoleucyl-tRNA aminoacylation. Gene Ontology annotation, molecular function: isoleucine-tRNA ligase activity; ATP binding; aminoacyl-tRNA deacylase activity. The transcript is spliced from 2 exons. The coding region runs from base 139 to 3672 and encodes 1177 amino acids. NCBI's taxonomy places the organism in Eukaryota, Viridiplantae, Streptophyta, Magnoliopsida, Lamiales, Lamiaceae.
UACCUACGUGGCGGCCGACCAUUUUAGAGAAAGGGCGCUGCCAAAGUAACGCCAUUUCAACGCAAAACACAAAAUCCUCGCCACUCCAAAACCCUAGACACUGUUACCCGGCGGCGCAGCGGCGGCGAUCAAUCAUCAAUGGAGGACGUCUGCGAGGGAAAGGACUUCUCGUUCCCCUCCCAGGAAGAGAAGAUCCUCUCAUGGUGGGACGAAAUCGACGCCUUCAAAACCCAACUCGACCGCACCAAGCAUUUCCCGGAGUACAUCUUCUAUGACGGCCCGCCCUUCGCCACCGGCCUCCCCCACUACGGUCACAUUCUCGCCGGAACUAUCAAGGACAUUGUUACUCGCUAUCAGUCGAUGACGGGGCAUCACGUCACCCGAAGAUUCGGCUGGGAUUGCCACGGCCUGCCCGUGGAGCAUGAAAUCGAUCAGAAAUUGGGGAUUAAGAGCAGAGAAGAUGUGUUCAAGAUGGGAAUCGCGAAUUACAAUGAAGAGUGCCGGGGGAUUGUGCAGAGGUAUGUCGGCGAGUGGGAGAAGACUGUGGUGAGAAUGGGAAGGUGGAUCGAUUUUAGAAACGAUUAUAAAACUAUGGAUUUGAAUUUCAUGGAGAGUGUAUGGUGGGUAUUUGCGCAGUUGUUUCAGAAGGGUCUUGUUUACAGAGGAUUCAAGGUCAUGCCGUAUAGUACUGGUUGUAAAACUCCGUUAUCAAAUUUUGAAGCCAAUUCCAAUUAUAAGGAGGUUCCUGACCCAGAAAUAAUGGUGGCUUUUCCGGUGGUUGAUGAUGCUGAUGGUGCGUCAUUCGUUGCAUGGACAACGACGCCAUGGACACUGCCAAGUAAUCUUGCGCUAUGCGUCAAUGCUGGUUUUGCCUAUGUUAAGGUCCGGAACAAGUUCAAUGGGAAAGUCUUUGUGGUUGCUGAAUCUAGAUUAUCAGAGCUUCCUGUUGAAAAGGCUAAGAAAGCCGAUGGUGCCGAGAAUUCGAAUUCAAAGCCGAAGUCGUCUGGUGGCAAAGCUAAGAAUGUGGAAACAUAUGAAAUCUUGGAUAAGCUGAGUGGUGCUUCUCUCGUGGGAAAGAAGUAUGUCCCUUUAUUCGAUUACUUCAAGGACUACUCUGAUGUGGCGUUUAAAGUUGUAUCGGAUAAUUAUGUAACCGAUGACAGCGGUACUGGAAUUGUUCACUGCGCUCCUGCAUUUGGUGAAGACGAUUAUCGUGUCUGUCUUGGAAAUGGCAUAAUCAGCAAAGGGGAAAACCUGGUCGUAGCAGUAGACGAUGAUGGAUGUUUCACUGAGAGAAUUGUUGAAUUUCGUGGCCGCUAUGUGAAGGAGGCAGAUAAAGACAUCAUUCAUGCUGUGAAAGAGAAGGGCAGGCUCGUAAAAACUGGAAACUUUACACAUAACUAUCCUUUUUGUUGGAGGUCUGAUACUCCCCUGAUCUACAGAGCUGUACCCAGCUGGUUUGUAGCCGUGGAAAAGAUUAAGGAUCAGUUGCUGGAGAAUAACAAACAGACGUACUGGGUGCCGGACUUUGUGAAGGAAAAACGUUUCCAUAACUGGCUUGAGAAUGCUAGAGAUUGGGCAGUCAGUCGAAGCAGAUUUUGGGGCACGCCUCUUCCUUUGUGGAUCAGUGAAGACGGUGAAGAGAUUGUUGUCAUGGAUUCCAUUGAAAAACUGGAAAAACUUUCUGGUGAGAAGGUAACUGACUUGCACCGUCAUAAAAUUGAUCAUAUUACUAUUCCUUCAAGUCGUGGUCCGGAAUUUGGUGUUCUUCGCCGGGUGGAGGAUGUGUUCGAUUGUUGGUUUGAGAGUGGAUCCAUGCCUUAUGCUUAUAUCCACUAUCCAUUUGAGAAUGUGGAGCUAUUUGAGAACAAUUUCCCAGGACAUUUUGUGGCCGAGGGUCUGGAUCAAACUCGUGGAUGGUUCUAUACUCUCAUGGUUCUCUCCACUGCACUUUUUGGAAAACCCGCUUUCAGAAACCUCAUUUGUAAUGGGCUUGUGCUGGCUGAGGAUGGGAAGAAGAUGAGUAAGAGAUUGAAAAAUUAUCCUCCACCAUCUGAAGUGAUAAAUGAUUAUGGAGCUGAUGCGUUGCGUCUCUACAUUAUAAACUCUCCUGUUGUUCGUGCUGAGCCAUUGCGUUUUAAGAAGGAGGGGGUCUAUGGUGUGGUAAAAGAUGUCUUCCUACCAUGGUAUAAUGCCUAUAGGUUCCUCGUGCAAAAUGCUAAAAGACUUGAAGUCGAGGGACUCGCGCCAUUCACACCGGUUGAUCAAUCCAUCCUUCAGAAGUCCUCGAAUGUCCUUGACCAAUGGAUUAAUUCAGCUACGCAGAGUUUAGUCCAUUUUGUACGGCAAGAAAUGGAUGCUUAUAGACUCUACACAGUGGUUCCUUAUCUCUUGAAGUUUUUGGACAACCUGACAAAUAUCUAUGUUCGGUUCAAUCGGAAGAGGCUGAAAGGUCGUACUGGGGAAGAAGAUUGCAGAAUUGCUCUUUCAACUCUUUAUUAUGUUCUUCUCACAGCAUGCAAAUCCAUGGCUCCGUUCACACCAUUUUUCACAGAGGUUCUUUAUAAGAAUCUGAGGAAAGCAAGUGGUGGAUCUGAAGAAAGCAUUCACUAUUGCAGUUUCCCUGCAGUAGAAGGAAAGAGAGGAGAACGGAUCGAAGAAAGUGUGAACCGGAUGAUGACAAUCAUUGAUCUUGCACGAAACAUCCGCGAGCGCCAUAACAAACCUCUCAAGACACCACUAAAGGAGAUGGUGAUAGUACACCCUGAUGCAGAUUUCUUGGACGAUAUUGCCAAUAAGUUGAGGGAGUAUGUGCUUGAGGAGCUUAAUGUGAAGUCUUUGGUUCCAUGCAACGACACUCUCAAGUAUGCCACGCUGCGUGCAGAGCCCGAUUUCAGCGUGCUGGGGAAAAGGCUUGGCAAAUCAAUGGGGGAGGUCGCAAAGGCAGUGAAGGCGAUGUCAACAGAAGAUAUCUUGGCUUUUGAAAAAGCGGGAGAGAUCACUAUCAAAACUCAUGUUUUGAAGCUCAGUGACAUCAAGAUAACUAGGGAGUUCAAGCCUCCUGGUAAUGCAAAGGCUGAAGAUAUGGAUGCAAAAGGAGAUGGUGAUGUCUUGGUGGUGUUGGACUUGCGUGGUGACGAGUCUUUGUAUGAAGCCGGAGUUGCUCGUGAGAUUGUGAACCGGAUCCAGAAACUGCGGAAGAAAGCUGCACUCGAACCCACUGACAUGGUAGAGGUCUUCUUCAAAUCAUUGGAUAAGGAUGAAACAACUUCUCGAGAAAUUCUAGAGUCGCAAGAAGCAUACAUCAAAGGCGUGCUUGGGUCACCAUUGCUGCCACAUUCUUUGCUUCCUCCCCAUGCUGUGGUCCUUGCUGAAGAGAGUUACCAUGGGAUAUCAAACCUCUCCUUUGCGAUCAUUCUAGCAAGGCCAGCGCUCGUAUUCAACUCGGAUGGCAUUGCUGCAUUGUAUGGUGGAAACACCAAGUUCGUGCAAGGAUUGCAGGCCUACUUGUUGGCGAGGGAUCACCAUAAUUUGAAGGCGGAGUUCCAAUGUGGGAAGGGCAAGACGAAGGUCGAUUGCAUCGAAGGUCUGCCUUCGGUGACUCUGGUGUUGGGUGAACAUGUGUUCUUGACAGUUGGUGACUAUAUCUCAAGCAAGAAGGGGAGCUUCUGAUUUUGAGAGUUUCAUAUUUCUGGAUCAUUAUUGUUGCUUCUUCUUUGCCAUUAUCUGGGAUUCUCAGCUUUAUUUUCUUUUCGCCACUAUUGUUUUCUUGCCAGAAGAAUAUAAUGAUAGAAUACAAAAACAAUAGUUUGGUUAAUUUGCUUUUUCUUCUACUUUUCAAGUAAGGAAAUUGAAAGUCCUUUGUAUUUUUCA